Messenger RNA from Debaryomyces hansenii CBS767, 1275 nucleotides. It is a transcript of the gene TUF1, whose product is annotated as translation elongation factor Tu. Gene Ontology annotation, cellular component: mitochondrion. The transcript has a single exon. The record is from RefSeq and is a predicted model, not a curated record. NCBI's taxonomy places the organism in Eukaryota, Fungi, Ascomycota, Pichiomycetes, Serinales, Debaryomycetaceae. Gene Ontology annotation, biological process: mitochondrial translational elongation. Bases 1 to 1275 code for a protein of 424 amino acids. Gene Ontology annotation, molecular function: translation elongation factor activity; GTPase activity; GTP binding.
AUGUUUAGAAACGUUGUUAAUGCUUUCCGUUCAACUGGACGUACUUCAUUCAAAGUUCGUCCAACUUCGAUUAGAACUUACGCGGCAUUCGACCGUUCGAAGCCACAUGUUAACAUUGGUACCAUCGGACAUGUCGAUCACGGUAAGACUACCUUAACAGCUGCUAUCACCAAGGUUUUGGCCGAUAAGGGUGGUGCUUCUUUCUUAGAUUAUCAGUCUAUUGAUAGAGCUCCAGAAGAAAGAUCCAGAGGUAUUACCAUUUCCACCACUCAUGUUGAAUACGAAACUGAGAAGAGACAUUAUGCCCAUGUUGAUUGUCCAGGUCACGCUGAUUACAUUAAGAAUAUGAUUACUGGUGCUGCUCAAAUGGAUGGUGCUAUCAUCGUUGUUGCAGCUUCUGACGGACAAAUGCCACAAACUAGAGAACAUUUGUUAUUGGCCAGACAAGUUGGUGUUCAACACUUAGUUGUUUUCGUCAACAAGGUUGAUACUAUUGACGACCCAGAAAUGUUGGAAUUAGUUGAAAUGGAAAUGAGAGAAUUAUUGUCGCAAUACGGUUUUGAUGGUGACAACACUCCAGUUGUUAUGGGAUCUGCUUUAUGUGCUUUAGAAAAUAAGCAACCGGAAAUUGGUGUCCAAGCCAUUGAAAAGUUGUUAGACAACGUUGAUGAAUACAUUCCAACUCCACAACGUGAUUUGGAACAACCAUUCUUGUUACCUGUUGAAGAUGUUUUCUCUAUCUCCGGUAGAGGUACUGUCGUUACCGGUAGAGUUGAAAGAGGUACUUUAAAGAAGGGUGAAGAAAUCGAAAUUGUCGGUAACUUCGACAAGACCUUCAAGGCCACUGUUACUGGUAUUGAAAUGUUCAAGAAGGAAUUGGAUGCUGCUAUGGCUGGUGACAAUGCCGGUAUUUUAUUGAGAGGUGUUAAGAGAGACGAAAUCAACCGUGGUAUGGUUUUAGCUAAGCCAGGUACUGUCACUUCCCACAAGAAGGUCUUAGCCUCCUUGUAUAUUUUAAGUAAGGAAGAAGGUGGUCGUCACUCCUCAUUCGGUGAAAACUACAAGCCACAAUUGUUCCUUAGAACCACCGAUGUCACUGGUACUUUAAGAUUCCCAGAAGGUGCUGACCACUCUCAAAUGGUCAUGCCAGGUGACAACAUUGAAAUGGAAAUCGAAUUAGUCAGAAAGACCCCAAUUGAAGUCAACCAACGUUUCAACAUCAGAGAAGGUGGUAAGACCGUUGGUACUGGUUUAGUCACCAGAAUUCUUGAGUAA